Molecule: messenger RNA, 3478 nt
Organism: Spodoptera frugiperda (fall armyworm)
Lineage: Eukaryota; Metazoa; Arthropoda; Insecta; Lepidoptera; Noctuidae
Gene: Jupiter
Product: microtubule-associated protein Jupiter
Exons: 4
Coding region: 160-1317 (385 amino acids)
Source: RefSeq, a predicted model, not a curated record
GCGGAGGGUGGCAGCAUCGACUUAAGCGAGGGUACCGGGCCGCGCGCGCCAGUCAGCUGACGAACCUCGUCGCGCACGCACGUCCCACUCCACGCCAAACCGCGUCGUUACAGUGACCGCACUCUCGUGUGAUAAAAACCCCUCGUGUUUUUAACAACAAUGGCAACCUACGCUCAGUUCAAACAUGUUGAGCUCUACAAAAUCGGGCACGGAAAGAACAGGGUGCCGAACGCGCCCAAGAGCUGCAUUGCGGAGAUCUUUAACGCGGAUCAGACUGAUGGUAGCCCAGUGAAGAAUGGUGCCACCAAACCUCGCGUGGUGCGCGACACACCCACUCGCCCCCGAGACACGCACUCCAGGCUCUUCGGACAGGUGCGUCAAUCACAAGCUGUAAACAACCCGGUAUCUCCGAUGGUGACUGACACAAUCCGCAGUCACAUUCAGUUCGGCGACUCUGAGAUGAACGGUUCAAGCCCCACACACUCUCCUUCGAAGAUGGGCAACGGCAGCGCGACCUCUACACCCAGCCGAGCAACGUACGGUCCACCGAAGAGGAAUCCGGUGACAGGCGAUGGAGUGGCCGUGCCGCCGCAGCGCCGCCGCCACCCCGCCGCCAGCCAGCGAGGUGCCGACCCCGACGACCCCAACACCCAGCUCCUACACCCACAACCCACCCACAGAUACUUCACACGUGACUGGCCCCCGAAACCCGCUAACUACUACGUAGAGUCCACCAUGAAACCCAGUCUCACCACAAGAAUAACCCCGUACACACUCCUCGGCUUGGCAUCCGAUGAUCCAGAAGUUGAACAUCCAGUAAUAGACCCAGAUUCUUUGUCACCCCAACUUGUUCUAAACCGUCACUGGCCACCGUUCCCAGCUCAGCACUAUUUAGAGCCGAAAGAGCAUAAGAUUCCAUACCAUCCCCUGCCACCUUACGCAUUUGUUGGAAUGCAUUCCGCUUUAGGCGAGAGGCCUACUCCUGAUUACAAGUACGAUCCAAUUCCAACCUUGGAUGGGCCCAUUGAUCCAUAUUUGAUAGCCAAUACUGAUCCUCCGCCGACGCUGUUUAAAUACGAGCGGGACGGGCCCAUUCCCGACGUGAUCCCCCUGCAGACUGCCCUGGUCCCCGGGCCGCACACUCUGACCGGUUUCCCGCCUAUAUUCCACAAACACGUUCCCGGAUACCUAUUUGAUCGCAAUCGGCAUGCAGAGGACUUCCGACCUAAGACGUACUAUGUAGACUAUGUCCGCCGAAGAGAAAUGGGUGGGUGCUCAGUUUACACUGGAGGAAUGCUGUUGUUUUCGCACCAAUGACUUUGAUGAAAUUUGUCAACCACACGAAAUCAUCGGAGGGAGCUUAACACUUUUAGUUUGCUGUACAUACAUACAAAGGGACCGAAGAACGAUACCUUGGUGUUUUUAAAUUGAGCACCCAUUGCCGUUUUAUAAUUUGCUCAAACUAGGGUUUAGUUUGACCGUUUCUUCUUAGUGAAGCAGUGUAGGCUUGUGAUGUCCAAUAGCGCUUGUUAUCGUCUCCCGCUUGUAAUGUUGUCGAGUAUUCGUUGUUGUACUGUGUAAAGUUGUGUAAAUACGUGCCAAACUCAGAUUGACUUUCCUCUUACGCACGUCGCCUCUUUCUUCUUUCUAUUACUUGUAGGAUUAGUUUUAUUUCAAUAGGUACUUUGGCUUUAUAAAUAAUUAUGUAGGUAAUGUUGGUAUCUUCUAUUAGCUUUAUCAAUUGUAUCUUUUACUGCUGUUUUAUAAUCUAUAAGUAAAUUAUAAAUUGUUAUUUUUGUACUUAGGUCUUUAAUACAACUUGUAGUUAGGGUUAUUUCAACACACGUAUUUUUGCAUGAAGAAAAUUAUAAUUUAUAUCAAGUAGUUUUAUAACAAGACUGAUUUCGAAAAUUUCCAUUUCAUUAGAUGUUUUCACAAUAUUAAAGUUCCACCGAAGUAACACAGUUGCUUUAGAUGUACGCUCGCACUAUUGAUUACAAUGCUAACGAGACCAAUUUACUGAUUUCAGAAGGCAACCCAAUCACCGGUGACGGCUACAAAUCGAUGAACGGCCAGAUCAACACGGUGACGUCAAUACACGGCAAUAGCCUAAUGAGCAACCCCAGCCGCGUGCCGCCCGGCGGCUACUCCUCCGGCCUCUGGUAGACAACACCAACUACUGACGACCCACCUACACCACCACGCGGCGAAGACCAGACACAACAGUCGCCGCCAGCUAUCGGCAUGCGCAAACCGACUCUAUUCUAAAGCCAGUGCUUCAUUCGGGGACACCUCGACAGUUAAAUGAACCUGCGAUGACAACACUCGAGCCUCUAUUUAUUUUAGGCCUCAGCUCGAGGCAGACUGGAUCAGUCUUCCUCAAUCUGAGGCGCACCUCGAAUGAAGCACUGGCUUUAAAAUACAUUUAACGGUACAUAAUAAAAAAUGCAUUUAGUUCACUUCCUAUUAUUUGUUUAAUCAACUAAAUUUGGGUAGUAUUGGCAAAUUCUAGUAACGCCAUUAAAUUAAUGCACACGUAAAUUGCAACGUCCAUUACAUUUUGGAAGGGUAUAUGUUGUUAAUUACAUCCUUAGCCUAUCCCAGUAACAGUUUCAUCAUUUGGAUAAUUUAGAAUAGAUUAUAGAUAUUUUUGUAAUAGUAAUAUUCGAUAGUUAUUGUAAAGUUAAUAGAUUCGCGACGUGGAACUUGGGAACCAUAAUCAGCGAACUGUAGAAUCGCGCGAUCUUUCAAUACCAUUGUCAGUUUCAUUUAUGAUCUCCAAGUUGUGCGUCGAAUUAUCUUAAGAACUUGAAAUUGUACUCUUUCACUUGUACGAAUAUGUUAACCCAUUGAUAUUGUGAAUUUAGGAGUGAGGAAACGUAUCAGCAAUAUACCAAAACGAUUAGUGCCUUGAUCGGAGACGAGGGAAAUUCUCUAAGAAUUGAUGUACAUUUGUGUAGGCGUAACGUACUAAGCAUGAAGAUUUAUGAUUAUAUAUCUAUAUUUCGCGGUAUAGAAAUAAUAAUCAUGCGGCACUCCAGCUAAUUGAUACAAGUAAAUUAACAUAAUCUUUAAUAUUCGACACUGCAUAGGGGUCUUUAAUCUCAUUUGUUGAAUUUCAUUAUCUUAAUAUUUAAAUAGAGGGAUUUAUAAAAUGCAUUUAUUUAAACUUUUUAUACGAGUUUAUUUUAUUUUUUAGUUUAUUUUCUACUCGUUUAGAAAUUAAUGUAAUGACGGAUUUGAAUUUUUGGUAGAUUAUCUGUUAACAUGAUCAGAUGAUCACGUAUGUGUGCAUGAAGAAUGAUGUUUCUAUGCGUAGCGGCGUCGCGUGACGACCUGAUAGAGGUAGCGUAGGCAUAUCAUCUUUGUAAAAACUUUUUAAUAUAAUCUAACAUGAAUUGCAUAAUCACUGGCCUAAUUGUAACAAAUGUUAAUAGAUAAUAACCAUUAUUUCAAAAUAAAGUUUUUUUAUUAAUUA